AUACAGAUACUGAAUAUUAAUUGUGAUUCUGUACAUAUUUACACAUAGAGAAACAAAGCUUGGAAUUACGUGAUAUGAUUGAACCAAAUCAAAGAGAAACCCAAGAAGGAUCACGAAAUAUCUGUGAUAUAUUAUCUCCCUCCCUCUCUUCUCUCUCUCAAUAUAUAUAUCACUGUUAACACAUGAUAAUAUAUACUCUCUUCUGUCCUCUCCAUUUCUUUUUGUCUAAAAUUUCUUUAUAAUUUUUAAUUUGCUCACCUACCCAUUUCAUUUCUUCUGGUUUCUCACUAUAAAAACUCACCAAUAUUAGUUCAUACAUCUCCUGUGAGUUUGUUGGAUUUAAAUUUUUUUCUUUUAUUACAAGAAUUUUAUUACAGUAAUAUAUAUAUAUUGUAGCCUGCAACCACCUUUCUUGCACUGCUUAUAUUGUAGCCUGCAACCACCUUUCUUGCACUGCUUCUUCUGUUACGUAUAGGCUUCAGCUCAUUCUUCUUGUUUAUUAAUUAGUGUAUACAUGGAUGGUGGGGGUAGUCGUGAGUUUUGUUCAUCAAUGGAUAAGAUAUUGGGAGACUAUGGAGAUCAUCAACCACAUGUUUUAGCUGUUGAUGAUAAUCUUAUUGACCGAAAACUCGUUGAAAAAUUGCUCAAGAACUCUUCUUGCAGAGUUACCACAGCAGAAAAUGGGCUAAGGGCAUUGGAGUAUUUAGGCUUAGGAGAUGAUGAGAGGAAGACCUUAGAGAAAAAUGUCUCAAAGGUUAAUUUGAUAAUCACAGAUUAUUGUAUGCCAGGAAUGACAGGCUAUGAACUGCUCAAGAAAAUUAAGGAAUCAUCAAUCUUGAAGGAGGUUCCAGUUGUGAUUAUGUCAUCUGAGAACAUCCCAACUCGAAUUAAAAAGUGUUUAGAGGAAGGAGCUCAGAUGUUCAUGCUAAAGCCUCUCAAACUAUCAGAUGUGAAGAAACUGAAGUUUGAUUUAAUGAAUUGCAGAAGCUGAUCAAACCACAGAUAUGUGUUUCUUUUAGAAAAAAAGCACCUAUGAAGACUAAAAAUUAGGGAGGGUGAUUAGAGGAGGCUAUGAGCUGUGUUGAAGCUACAUUGGUUAUUACUUAUUAGAAUAGAAGAAGAUCUCAACUUGCUUUAGCUUCAAAGCAAACUGAUUUUUGAUU
Jatropha curcas is the source of this 1163-nucleotide messenger RNA. It is a transcript of the gene RR16, whose product is annotated as response regulator 16. The record is from RefSeq and is a predicted model, not a curated record. Lineage: Eukaryota; Viridiplantae; Streptophyta; Magnoliopsida; Malpighiales; Euphorbiaceae. Gene Ontology annotation, biological process: cytokinin-activated signaling pathway; phosphorelay signal transduction system.